AAAUUCGCCAUCAUUUUUAAUUAUUCAACUUUCAACCCCACAGACUUUUCCCUCCACACCAAUCCCUACCACCGUCCGCCACCCAUCGCCGACCACUGCCGUCAUCAGUUUUUGAUCUUCAGAUAUUUUGGAAGCUUGACGAUAAAAUUGGUGGUGCCGACUGGUGCUGGAUUUCGAAAUAGCUCUAAACGCAAAGUCUGUGGAUAAUGGAUCCUGCAAAUUGCUACCGGAGAUACUGAAUUGCAAUCUUUUGAAUCAUUAUAAAAAGGGGGAUACACUCACACCAUAUUCAACACUAUCAAAAUAUUAUUUAUUUAUAUUUUAACACAGUCCUGAAAAAUCAAACCUUAUUCGAAACAACAUGAAUCUGACAGUCAAAGUAAACAUGUUGUUUCUAGGUUUGUUUGUCCUUGUAAAUACCAGUUUGUCCAUCGACAUUUCCAAAAAUGGUGCAAAUGUCGAAAUGUCAUCCGACUAUUGUGAGAAAGGGAAAGUGAAACAAUUUGGAGGCCUCGAUUGCUAUAUUUCAGGCCCUUCUUAUUCCAAAACUGCUAUCAUAUUGAUAACCGACGUCUUUGGAUUUGCACCUUCUCAUUCAAGGGAGAUAGCAGAUAAAGUAGCUGCUGCUGGAUAUUACACUGUGCUUCCAGAUUUCUUCCGUGGCGAUCCAUAUGUACGAGGAAAACCUUUCGCUCCUUGGAUUAAAAAGCAUGCACCUGAAAAGGGAAUUAAGGAUGCAAUUCCAAUUAUUAAAGCUUUAAAAGCAAGAGGCAUUACUAAGAUUGGAGUUGCUGGUUUUUGCUGGGGAGGCAAAGUAGCAGCAGACCUGUCAAAGCAUCCUUAUGUCGAAGCUACAGUGUUGCUACAUCCUACAUCCACUACUACAGAAGAUAUUCGAGGAGACAAGGUUCCAAUCUCAAUUCUUGGUGGCGAGUUGGAUGAUUUGUGUAAACCAGAGCUUGUCAAAGAAUUCGAAAAUAUUUUGAAAUCAAAACCUGAGGUUGAUAGUUUUGUGAAGAUAUUUCCAGGAGUUGCACAUGGCUGGACGCUAAGGUACAACAAUACCGAAUUCGCCAUAAAGAAGGCGGAAGAGUCUCACAGUGACAUGUUGCAUUGGUUUGAUAUGCAUCUAAGACAUUAAAACAAAUUCCAAAAAAAAAUUGUUUUAGAUUAUUGUAAUAUAAAUAAGUUUUUCUAGUUUGAAAUUGUAUCAAAAUUGGAAAUAUGGAGAAAUACAAUGUAAUCUUAUUUUGGUUUGACUUAUUUAAAGCCAGGAUUUCAAAUCUAUAAAUAAUAAAAAUCCUUCGGUUAUCAGUUUCAA
Messenger RNA from Erythranthe guttata (spotted monkey flower), 1321 nucleotides. RefSeq names its product endo-1,3;1,4-beta-D-glucanase. The record is from RefSeq and is a predicted model, not a curated record. Gene Ontology annotation, molecular function: hydrolase activity. NCBI's taxonomy places the organism in Eukaryota, Viridiplantae, Streptophyta, Magnoliopsida, Lamiales, Phrymaceae.